UCACUUUGCGUAAGAUCUGCACGGAUGGUUACGGAUGUCGGGAGGGAGCGAACUCGAGAGAUACUUGGAUAGCCUUGUAUUUCCAUUGCGCGUAUUGCUCCAUACUGAAGAGCCAGCUCGGGUAUGUGAUGCUAUAAUCAAAGAAAUUGAAUCAUUCGACAAAAAGCGACUACUUACCGGUUACGUUGAUUCCCUCGCAGCUCAUGUUGAUAUACCUUCAACUGACAUCUGGCGCUGUUUCAGUUCUCUCAUACAACUGCGUAAUUAUGUAAGUAAUAAUAAGCCGCAGGAUAGCAGGAUAGCACAUUGGACAGAAGAUCUUUACUUGUUAGAAAAGCUCGCCGAAUCUAGUUUCAAGGACAUUUUAUCACGGGAUUCUUUCAAUGAUGAGUUCAUCAAAGCAGUCACCGAUUUUAUAAAUACUGAACAAUCUUACAAACCUGGCAUAAUGAAUGCUGUAUCUAAAUAUCCGCCAUUUCGAUCUCUUCAAUGCCGCUUCCAGAUUACAAUUGGGCGGAUGGUUUUGUUGAAUGCACCGGAUGUAAUGCUUCAAUUUUGGCUUCGUGUUGGCAAUGGAGAUGGUGGUGAUGACUGGACAACCGGUAUUGCUGUUGAGACUUCUACUUCCGUGGAGGAUGAGAAAAUUUUCUUGAUGGAUUGUGCAAUGCUAAGCAGAUUAAUUGAAGAAAUUGAAAAAAUUAUGUCAGUUGCUUGUAAAUUAGAGCGUUUACACUUGAAAUAAAUUUAUAUACUGCGA
Messenger RNA from Loa loa (African eye worm), 757 nucleotides. RefSeq lists its product as hypothetical. The record is from RefSeq and is a predicted model, not a curated record. The coding region runs from base 35 to 742 and encodes 235 amino acids. The transcript has 6 exons. NCBI's taxonomy places the organism in Eukaryota, Metazoa, Nematoda, Chromadorea, Rhabditida, Onchocercidae.